GCUGUACCCGUCAUGCACUGCGCGCGCCGCUCUGCAACGUAGGCAGUCGGCGUCCAAACGGGAGGUGCUGUAUAUAAUGACAUUUAACGUAAAUACUUUCGGACACCACGUCAGUCACGUUUUACGCCAGCGGUUCAGUCAGUAAUACUUGGUUUUUCACCAGGCUUUUCGGGCUUGACGAAAGCUAAAAGGAAGACACCCCGCUGUUGGGAAGUUAAAAGGUACGAUGGCGAGUCCACGCACCCGAAGAGUUUUGAAAGAAGUGAGAACCCAGGAUGAAAACAACACUUGUUUUGAGUGUGGCGCAUUCAACCCCCAAUGGGUCAGCGUCACAUACGGAAUAUGGAUUUGUUUGGAGUGCUCUGGAAAGCAUAGAGGUUUGGGAGUUCACCUUAGCUUUGUGCGGUCCGUCACCAUGGACAAGUGGAAGGACAUUGAGCUGGAGAAGAUGAAAGCUGGUGGCAAUGGCAAGUUCCGUCUCUUCCUGGAGCUACAGGAGGACUAUGAUCCCAACUGGACCCUGCAGGAUAAGUACAACAGCAGGGCGGCCGCACUCUUCAGAGACAAGGUCGCCACCUUAGCAGAGGGAAAGGAGUGGAGCAUUGAAACAUCUUCUGCCAAAGACUGGGUUCCACCACAGCCCAAGACUGGCCUUUCCUCAUCACACCGGAACUCAUCUGGUCCAGCACAGAACUCCGGUCACUCUUCAGAUAAGGCCUUUGAAGACUGGUUGAGUGAUGAUGUCAACUCCUACCAGAGUGGUGGUGGAUAUGGCAGUCAGGAGAAUCGCUAUGUUGGUUUUGGCAAUACAGUGACCCCUCAGAAGAAGGAAGACGACUUCUUGAACAAUGCAAUGUCCUCCCUUUACUCAGGCUGGAGCAGUUUCACUGUUGGGGCCAGCAAGCUUGCAUCGGCAGCUAAAGAUAAUACAGCAAAACUUGCAAACCAGGCAACUUUGAAGUUAAGAGGCUAUAAACCUCCCCCUGAGCCGGCUGCAGAAUUAGGCCAGACUUUAAAUGAGAGUGUUAUCAAACCUACCCAAGACAAGGUUAAGGAUGGCAAGUUGUUUGAUGACGUGGCGACCAGCUUUACAGGGCUGGCUGCAAAGGUCCAGGGUGCGAGUGCCAAGAGCUGGAAGGACAUGACUUCUUUCUUUGCGGGAAAAUCUGAGGAAUCCACAGAUGGGCCUUCGGUAACCGAGAGCUACCAAAACAUGGGUUCCUCUGAGGGCUACCAGAGUGGUGGGCGGCCCGACCAAGACGGGUGGGAUGGUUCCGGCAGCGGCUUGGCACCCAAGCGCUCCCCCAGCAGCGACAGCUGGACGGCAGCCGACGGCUCGGCUGGGAAGAAGAGCUCCGACAGCUGGGACAACUGGGGAUCAGAGGUGGCCUCCAACAACAAGCACAGCACAGGGGACAGCUGGGAGGCCUGGGAGAGCAGCUGGGAGAGCACGUCCGACACCAAAGCCAAGAAGAGUCAGGCCAAGCCAGUCGAGGAGGUCUGGGACAGCGCCGAUUGGUAGAGGGCACACUCACAAGGCAUCAGACACACAGGUGAAUUCCUACAGAAUCCGCUCAAAGAUGGGUGCAGUCAACACCCUCAUCGUCUCAGAAAAAUAUCAGGUUCCACUGGAUUCCAUGAUCACUCCUGGCAAUAGAGGGUAGAAACCUCUUUCUUUUGAAUCAAAUCUAUUUUUACUUAAAAUAUAUUUAAUACUAAUGUUUCUUUUAUGGAAAUACCUAGUUUGACUGCACCUAACUUUCAGUUGAGGCUGUUGAAGAUGUUGCUGCAAUAACGACAUGGUUACUGUUGUACAGCAGUUAAUUUGAUGUCAGUGGAGUAAAUUGGUGGACCGUGAACCAAAUUCAAAUGUGAGCUUAAAUGAAAGUUACCUUCUGAUGAGGGAAUCAUAAUGUCUGCAAAUCUAUUCCACUGACACCGUAUUUGUGUAUAUAUAUGUCUGGACAUAAACAGAUCGAUCAAGACCAUCUCAAUCUCCUGUGUGACUUUUUCCAUUUUGGGUUGGUUCACCCUCUAUGUUGGAGUUUUUUUCUGUUAUACGCACAAUGCAUUUGCAUCAUCUUCUGAGCUGAACUCCUAGGAGUGUCACUCAUUCAUAAAAUGUGUGGAAGUCUGUGUCCUUCCAUUUAAUUUAAUAACUCAGACACUGGAUCUUUAACCUGGAAGACUGGUAAUUGCUAAUAAACCACCGAAAAUACAAUCUCAAAGUGACUAUUUGCAUCUGUGGUUUAGGCAUAAAAAAGGUGAAAUAGCUUAUGAUUGGCCUGUCACACAUUUUGUUAGACAAAACAGAAAGACAGCUUUGAACUGAUAGUAAUUAAAAUUGAAAUCAUUCUUGCAGAAAUGCAUCUUGAAAUGGGUAUUUUUGACCUUUCAUUUUUGUUUUUAUAUAUAUGUAUAUAUAUAUAUGUAUAAUGUGUGCUAUAAUGAAAAUUGGCUUGGAAAUGAGUGUGAUGUAAACUAGUCCGCCGUAGUCACACCAGUAAAGUGGAUUUGUGCAAGUCUUCUAUGCAGAUGAGUGCAUCUCCUGCAGUUCAGGAAGUGUCUUUUCAGAAUGUCCUCUGCAGUUUUCACAGGAGGUCCAGGUUUGUACAUCGUGUGUGUGAUUGCAUGUGAGCACAAAACACUGUCUUCAUUCCAGUGAAAUAUUGCCUUCAGUUGUUAUUGCAGCAAGUCUCCCUUGUUGAUGUUUCCCAGUUUUCCCAGUUUCACAGCAGAUGGUUGAAAAUGCAACAGGUUUGUUUGCUACAACAUACCCCCCAGCAGAGUUUAGUUUACGGUUACGCACCAGAAUAAAGGGCACACAGCCGGUGGUUCGUGCCUUUGUGACAGGUUUCUGUGAACGAACCUGUGCUCCAUCUGUCUGUGGGGCUGAAAUGCGACUAAGAUACGCCUGUAAAAAAGCAACUGUUUUUGUAAGAAACCCAAGGAAUGUUGAGUUUUCACUCAGUAGGUUAACAUGUUACCUCUGCGAUGCUUGUGUAAUAAACUUUCCUAGAGGUUGUGUGUGUCCGUCUUAAACGGAUGUGCGACAUUUUGAGCGUUUCACCGUAUCGCUGUACAGACCCAUCCGGAAUGCCGCUGUUGGGUUUUGCUGUUUACGGGUUGGCUAUCGUGUGUGUUCAUUGUCACUAGUAAACCGCAUGUUGAAUCAGGAGGAGGGAAAAGCCUAGUUAGGUCCUUCCUGAUGGUUUACUUUUAUGUUCUUAAAUGUGUAUUUUCUAAAUAUGAGAUGCUUUAGACUUUUGGAAGAAUUUUGAUUGUUCCCAUGUGAAUUCGUAAAAAGCACGUCAGUUCCACACGGUUUCUAGUGAACACCUGAAAACAACAAUACCUUUAGGAAGAAUAGCAAGAUUUCCUCUUUAGAAGUUCUCAGAUUCAUGAUGGAUGAGUGACCUGCAGAUUUAAACAUGCAGUUUAUUUAUUAUGGAGGAAUGUUGUUGCAAUAGCUGCCAGGGUAGCUAUCACACAGCAUUUGCACAAAACAUUUGUCACACAACAGUGCUAUGAUGCCUUUGUUAUAGCUCAACUUCUUGGAAUGAGUCAAGAAUUUAUGUAUAUUUGUUUUACAAACUGGCGUUAUAUGAUAGAGUUGCUAAAGAUGACUUGUACACAUGCAAACAAUAGCAGUUCCACACAGAGUCGUAGGACUUCCCUCAAAAAUACGAGUCUGGUAGCUGUACAGUACAUGUAUUAGAAAUUCUAUUUUCGGUUUAAGAAAGUUAUUUUUCUUGGAAAAAUUAUAUGAUCUUGUGGUGAAGCCCAUGGUAAAAUCAUAAAAGCUGCUUAAUUUAGUAUUUUUGCCAAGUUGUUUAUCCAAUGUUACAGCACCCCUGUGUUUAAACUGGUUAAUAAUGAAAAUUUUGAUCCUACUUGUAUUUAUGUACUUUUUAGCUAGCAUUUUUAUUUGUUUGGUCCAAAUUUCCUUAGCAAGCAUUCCAUGGUAAGAGAGGCUCUCUCUCACUGUGCUGGGUUAUUGUGCAAUAUUCCUUCAUUCCGCAGGUGAACUUCUCUUGUCCAGAGCUCUAAGAAAAGGGCUUGUCAGGUGCAGUAAAAAAAAUACAGAACCUGUAACCAAAAAAUGAAAAGUGGUAUCUCUUGCUGUGUAAAGUAUUUCUUUUGUCUGAGAAAAUAAAGAAGUAAAACAUG
Messenger RNA from Scleropages formosus (Asian bonytongue), 4170 nucleotides. RefSeq names its product ADP-ribosylation factor GTPase activating protein 1 (gene arfgap1). The record is from RefSeq and is a predicted model, not a curated record. Gene Ontology annotation, biological process: regulation of ARF protein signal transduction; regulation of endocytosis. Bases 227 to 1522 code for a protein of 431 amino acids. NCBI's taxonomy places the organism in Eukaryota, Metazoa, Chordata, Actinopteri, Osteoglossiformes, Osteoglossidae. Gene Ontology annotation, molecular function: GTPase activator activity. Gene Ontology annotation, cellular component: Golgi membrane. The transcript is spliced from 14 exons.